Molecule: messenger RNA, 1245 nt
Organism: Cyprinodon variegatus (sheepshead minnow)
Lineage: Eukaryota; Metazoa; Chordata; Actinopteri; Cyprinodontiformes; Cyprinodontidae
Gene: mat2b
Product: methionine adenosyltransferase 2 subunit beta-like
Exons: 7
Coding region: 16-819 (267 amino acids)
Biological process (GO): S-adenosylmethionine biosynthetic process
Cellular component (GO): methionine adenosyltransferase complex
Molecular function (GO): methionine adenosyltransferase regulator activity
Source: RefSeq, a predicted model, not a curated record
CUUAUAUGUACGUCUAUGCAUGCGAAGGCUACACACUCUGGUACAGUAGGUGGCGGCUUCCCUGGGUUUGUGGGCGGUCAGAUGCCUGGUUUCCAGUUCUCAGGUCUGCAGGAUGAAGUUCUGGCUCAGGGCCCAAAGGUCCUGGUUACAGGUGCGACCGGCCUCCUGGGCCGGGCCGUCUGCAGAGAGUUUCAGAGCCAUGGCUGGGUGGUGACUGGGACCGGAUUCCGGAGAGCCCGGCCCCGCUUCCUGAGGUGUGACCUAACUGACGAGGAUGCCGUCAGGAGACUGCUUCAGGAGUAUAAGGUAAAAUGUGUAGCCCCUCACCAGUUAGGUGCAGUGAUUCUGCGUGUUCCUGUCCUGUUUGGGGAGGUGGAGUCAGUGAUGGAGAGCGCAGUGACGUCUUUAUGGCAGAAGGUCCAAGAGGCGACGGAGGAGAGCUGCCCGAUGGACCACUUCAUGCAGAGGUUCCCCACCGAUGCUCGAGACGUUGCCACCGUCUGCAGGAAGCUGGCUGAGAGAGCGAGGCAGGAUCCGUCCAUCCGAGGAAUCUUCCAUUUUUCGGGGAAAGAGCAGAUGACCAAGUAUGAGAUGGCUGUUGCCAUGGCGCAGGCCUUCAACCUGCCGUCCAAUCACCUCAUCCCUCUGACUGAGCAGCCAGCUGGGUCAACUCCUCGUCCAAUCAACAGCCAGCUAAACUGCUCCCGCCUGGAGCUGCUGAACCUGAGCGUCGAGCCUCGAGCGUUCUCCACCUCCAUCGUGGAGUGUCUGUGGCCGUUCACGGCUGACAAACGUUGGAGACAGACCGUCUUUCACUGAGGGAUUCUCGUUCAGCUGAAACAGGAUGAAUCUUAGCUAAUAACUGCUUCAAAUGUGAAAACAAAAGUUUUGGUUUGAAUUUCUUCCUCUUUGAAACGUCCCUAAAGAUGCAUGUGUUGGAGUCCUGUUAGCCCCCUGAAGGCUGCAUCCAUGAUGUAGAAACUGAAGUGACUCCGCUUUGUCUCAGUGUAAAGAGACUGAGUUUAUCUGUCCACCCUAACUGCUCCUCAGUGUUUGAAUUAAAUCUAAUUAUGGUUUGGAUUGUUCACAUUAAUCAGCUGCACCUCUUAUCUGAUGUCACUGACAUGUUAGUAAUAAUAGAUUAUCCACAGAUGAUGUAUAUAUGUUAACAGCAUGAAACUGAGUAUUUGUUGCUGCUUAAUUAAUUAAAUGAUAAUAAAAGAGGUUGAAUAUCUUAUUUUGUCA